Molecule: messenger RNA, 4413 nt
Organism: Patella vulgata (common limpet)
Lineage: Eukaryota; Metazoa; Mollusca; Gastropoda; Patellidae
Product: probable lysosomal cobalamin transporter
Exons: 15
Coding region: 33-1616 (527 amino acids)
Biological process (GO): protein localization to vacuole
Cellular component (GO): vacuolar membrane
Source: RefSeq, a predicted model, not a curated record
UCCGGUUCGGUCAUGUGAUCAAAACAGACGAUAUGGCGAUUCCAAGUUUCGUUUUGGCAGCGGGAUGGAUUCCCUUUGUUGUCAUUUUAGUGUGUAUCCUGAUAUUUUCUGCUUCAUAUAUUCGUUACUAUAUGAGCAAAUAUGACAGUGAAUUAUCAUCGACUUUGGCAGCCAUAUUUGCCCUGGCCAUAGCCCUGUUUACCACAGCUCUGAUUCCAGUUGAUAUUUUCCUGGUUUCGUACAUGAAAAAUUCAGAUGGAGAUUAUGAGGAUUGGGCCAAUAGUUCAUCGGUUCGUAAAGAAAUAGAAAAAUCAGUUCUCUAUGCUUAUCUCUCAUUAUAUUGCUUGGUGGCUUUCUGUAUUUUUAUACUCUUGCCAUUUAUUUAUUUCUUUUAUGAAGAAAAAGAUGAAGCUUCAACCUGUAAAUCGAGAUGUUGUACUGCAUUGAAAUAUCUGAUAGUUUUUAUCAUCUUCGCUGCUGUCCUGUGUUUUAUUGGAGCUUUUGUUCCAACUAAAUCCCUUCCUGCAACCAAUAGUACACAAUGGAAACAGAUAGAAGCUUUAAUAAAAGACAUGGGACAUAAUGGUGGUGAAGAUGCUAUAUCAUUUACUAUCAGUGUAUUAAGUUUGAUUGGAAUGUUCUCUUUAAUACUUUACACCGCAUAUGGGAUGUCAUCUCUUCCUAUUGGACUGAUUAGAGGUCGUCUAGAUGCCAAGAAAGAACGAAUGGAAGUACAAGGAAAAUGUGAAUCAACCGGGGAGGAAAUACGAAGAAAAAGGAAUAAGGGGCGUAAAAGAUUGACGAAGCAUGAGGAAACAUCGGUUAAGAAACUAGAAGAAUCAGAACAUCUGAUGGAGAGACGAUUACGCCAUCUUCUGGCUAAAGAGAACAGCUGCGUAAACAAAUGUCUGAAAGUUCUUCGACCGUUUGAGAUGAUUUUUGGAAUCUUGAUAUCUCUGAUUGGUCUAUUGGUGUUUGUUUCACUGCUGCUCAGCAAUAUUGAUAAAGCUAUACACAGUGGAGGAUAUAAAAUGGGUUAUGCUCUACCUAAACGCCAUCUACCCAAUCCUAUUGAUAUUGUACUCGUCUACAGUCAAAAAGUAUUUCCCCUGGAUUAUAUACUCAUGUGUGGUGUUGUUGUAUAUUUUGUAUUCUGUUCGAUGUCUGGUAUCAGAAGUAUGGGAAUCUGGUUCUUCUGGAUCAGGAUGUAUAAGAUUCGAGUAAGACGAACACGACCACAAGGUAUAUUAAUGUUGUGUAUGAUAUUAAUGUUAAUAAUACUGGCUAUUAACAUUAUGUUAUAUGAACUGACACCACAAUAUUCAUCAUUUGGAAGUCAACAUUACAGGAUUAAUUCAACAAGUCCUCUAGAACCAUGUACAACAGCCGUAUCUACAGAAUACUGUACAGCUACACAAAUGGUUGUUUUGUUGACCAGAUUCUUCUAUAAAAUGUCCUUCUUUGGUGCCGCCUAUUAUUUCGGUACUUGGAUAUUCCUGGGAGUGUUUUUGUUGGGUUUUAUCGUAGCUGUAAUUCGUGGACGUCGUUCAUCAAUCAGUGGUGACGUAGAAGACAGUGAUUUUGAAGAAAGCGAUGAAGAAUUAAUCAGUGGGUGAAUUGUUGACAACAACUGUUGAUUACAAACUUUUGUAUAUUUUUAUUGAGAUAACUUAUUUAUAUGUAUCGUUGUUGUUGUUGUAUAUGUAGGCCUAGUAAUGACUCUCACAAAAUGUAUCUUAUUGUAUCAUUCAACUGACUUGAGAAACCUAGUAGAAUCGGUCAGAUCUAUUUCACAUGCAGAUUUCGUCAUGGAUCACGAGAUGUAAACAGGGCUAGCGCUAACCCAAAACCUAGCCCUAAACCUAACUCACAAUCCUCGGCAACAAUCACGUGCCCUAACCCUGUUUAAAUCUUGUGACCUUGGGGAAAUCUGCAGGUGGACAUGUGAAAUAGAAAUAGAAAUAGUAAUUGUAUUCUAUAAGUAGGAUGAUCUACAAUCUGCACACAUAGAUCCAUCUACUUCAUACUUUGAGAAUAGAUCUCUGCCCUAAAUUGCCGACAUAUUCAAAAAAUUAGUAUAUUGUUUUGUAAUGUGGUUCUACUCCGUUUCACAUGUCAUACAUGCAAAGACUAAAUAAGCUUUUACAAUUUUAUUAAAUGGAAGCAGAAUAAAUACUAAACAAUAUUCCCGAAGUAUGCUUAUUGUUUUCGACUAAAAUCGUCGAUUUAGGACUUAAAAUGUCGGUCAACCAGUUUAGUGUCUGUUCUGAGCUAAUUGUAGAAAUGCAGCAUAAGUUUAGUAUGGGUGAUCCACAUAGGCUAACCUGUUCAUUCGGUAAAUAUGAUUACCUCGAGAGCUAAAUGACACUGAUCAGAUUUACUUUAUAAUAAGAUGCAUCAGACAAAAUCAAAACAUGGCAUCUAACUGACUACAUAUACAACCUCGCAAUAUGAGUUACAUACUUACAUGUGAUCAAAUAGUUCCUUAUAAAAUAUCUCUUUAACUUUUCCGUCAUUAGUCAAAAUAAUCUGAUAAUAAUUAUGAAAAGAGAUGAAUGUAUCUAUUUAUUUGUAGUUGAACUCUUUUUGUAAGUUGAUUUUGUUUUACAAACACAACUAUUUUGAAUACAUCAGUUAGGCAGUAUAACGAUUGCGUCAGUACUGCUAUAGUUUUCACAUUGGUUUAUUAUAGGAGCAUUAGGUAAGAUUAGAUAAAGAGCUCUCAGUUCUCACUAUAAUGGUUAAAAACUAGAUAAUGAAAGAGAAUAUGCUGAAAAUUUUAGUCAAAUUGCUUCACUCUGAACCUAGAUAUUGGCAAUUUAAUUUUAGGCUAGCCUUGAUCGUCAUUACUAUCAUUGUUACAAUAAUAAACAAAGUCUUGAAUAUCCAUUUAUAUGGUUAUUUCAUCCAUCACAAAAUGUAUUCAAAUCCACUAAAUUAUGUAACAUUUCCGACCUAAAUAAAGACCUGCAAUAGGCAGAUUUAGCUCUUGCAUAAUGUAUGUUUAAUAUCAACAUUAGUUAGCAAGUUUUGUUUUGCACGAAGUAUGCUUGAACAAUUUAAUAUAUUUAAGAUGUUUGUACUGUUGUUUGCACUGAAGAAUUACAGAAAAUAAAAGACAUUUAUGUAAUUAAAAAUGAUAUAAUCUUUGAAUGGCAUUUAUAUGGAUAACAAUCACUAUAUUAUAUACACACGACGUUUCAACAUUUUUGUGCUUGAUAACGACCAGUGAAUUCUUGUUGAAAAGUCGUGUGUAUAUAAUAUAGUGAUUGUUAUUCAUAGAACUGUGUUGUGUUGAAAUAAAAAUGAUUUGUAGGAAUCCAUUGUUGUUAAAGGUAGUAAUGGAUAUAUGUAAUCUGUGAUAAUAACAUGUUAAAUAAUAAUACAUUUGAUAGCCUUAAACACACAAAAUUGAAAGUUUUGACAGAAUAAUCCUUUGUUUGUAAGUUCUAUGCUUUUUUAAUAUAUAAUGUUUUUAAAAUUUGGUAUAUUUUCAUCUGUAAUUUUUUCAAAAUUAUUACUUUCUUACUUGUGAAAAACUCUUUUCUGCCAAAUUUAUUCAAAAUGCAAAUUGAAAAGGUACCUAUCUUAAAGGGAAUGGAAGAAUUCUUUGUUCCUGAAUUAUAGGUAUUUUCUUAAAAUAUUCAAUUAUUUAUAAAUUUUGUAUAUUUUCAAUCUGAUUAAAACACACGUCCUAUUUCGUUUCCAUUUUUAUCGUUCAAAAUAUCGUUUUACUUGUCUUUACUACACUAGGAUCUGGAAGAGUUGUUAUCAUUGACGUGUUCUGAAUGGUGUGAGGAAUCAGCCUAGGCGUGUUUUGCACGGAACUGUGGGUAAUUGACUAGUAACAUCAAUGCUGAUUGGUUAAUCAAAUGUCUGACGUCAUAGGGUCAAAAGCGGCUAGUAUGACCUCUGACGCGACCUAUCGCUACAACCGGUCAAAUCUUCAUGUAGUGUAAGCCAUCGAAAGUAUAUAAAAAAUGAAACGAAAUAUAGAUCUGUAUUUUAAUCCGAUUGGUAUAUUUUCAUCUGUACUUAAAUUUAUCAAACUUUUCUACUUCUGAAAUAACAUAUUCCUGUCAAAUUUAAUUGUGUAAAUAUAAUAUGUGUACUUUGUAAAUUAUAAGAUAUGUAAUGUGCAAAAUAGGAUAUAUGUAUUGUACAAGUUAUGAUAUAUGUAUUAUGCAAGUUAUGUAUUGUGUGUAUUUUAUACAUUGUGCAAGUUAUGAUGUAUGUAUUGUGUAUAUUAUAUACACUGUGCAUGUUAUGUGUAUUGUGUAUAUUAUAUAUAUUGUGCAAGUUAUGUGUAUUGUGUAUAUUAUAUACAUUGUGCAAGUUAUGUGUAUUGUGUAUAUAUAUUGAUGCAAGUAAUGAUUAAGUAAAUACUACUAGUAAACAAUAAACUAGCUUAUC